Molecule: messenger RNA, 9437 nt
Organism: Delphinapterus leucas (beluga whale)
Lineage: Eukaryota; Metazoa; Chordata; Mammalia; Artiodactyla; Monodontidae
Source: RefSeq, a predicted model, not a curated record
GCUGGUGAGAUGUAACCCAGCGGCCGCAACACUGUCCUGGCAGGGGCUCUCCUGUCGUCUCUUCUCUCCUGCACAUCGGCACUCGUGAUCCCCCGGCUCGGGCUGGUCCUGCAGCCCAGUGAGAAUGCUGGAUGCAGCGUCCAGGCCUGUGGCUGUCAGACCUGGCUGUGGGGAGAUAGGGCUCCUGGAGCAGACCCGAGGUCCCUGCCGGGGUCAGGGCUCAGUGGUGCGGCAGAGCGCGUGCCAGCGCCUCACCAGCUCCUUGGGUUUGCUAAGCAUCUCGUUCCAGUGCUCCAGCUCUUUGCCUCGGGUGUACAUGUAGGGGCCCACCACCACCCGGCCCAACUCGCGGCUCCCUGCGGGGCGGCGGGGCGGGAGAACACUGUCAUUCUCUGGAGCCCAGAAGCCACAUGACCUCAGCCAUCCCCAGUGCCUUCCCUCUCUCUCUCUCACUCUCCCCUCGAAGGAAGUAGCCAGCCCCCUCCCUCUUUAACAGCCUUCAAAGAGGUCUUGACUUUGAUCUGGAGUGGUAGCUGGCAGGGGAAGGGAGCCCAGGUGGAGAGCCUGCCUUUCCGUUGGGGCACCCACUCUGCCCCCACCCUCCCGGUGGGCCGUCAAACCUGCCUCACAUCAAAGAGCUGAGGGAGGAAGGGGCCCCUCCAGAAGGAAGCCGUCUUCCAUCAGCCUACUUGUAUAUUCAGGGGGAGUAUCCAACAAUGAUUUUCACCUACCAACUACCACAGUGGAGAAGGGGCUUAAGCUCUGGCCCAUGAGACCAGCUGGCCCGACAGCUCUGCCUCAGUGGCAGUGGACACUGGGGUGGGGGGCAGUAUGGGAGAGCAGCCUGGGAUAACUCCACCCUCUCAUCCACACUGAACCUUACCCAGGACCCUCAAGCCUUGUACAGAAGGCGUGAGGCAACACAAGAGCCCAUAAAGACCCACGGCACCAGGUCAUUGGGCUGGUGGCACGUAGCUGUGCCAUCUCCCAACCUCUCUGGUGAUUUGCUCCAGGAGGCGGUAGCAGAGGCCAUCCUUUAACCUCUUUCUAGGGUGCUAUGGACAAUCAAGCCGGAGUAAAGCUGGGUGUGAAUCGCAGCUCUCUCACUAGCAAGCUCCGUGUUCUUGGGCAAUUAUCUCAGCCUCUCUGAGCGCUAGUUUCCUUAGCGGAGAACAGAAACCAUACUGCUCCCUCCAAAGGGUCCGUGCUUCCUGAAGGCACAGCAGCUCCUCCUCUGCCCAUUGCCCCCACGGCCUGAGGUUAAGGGAGCAGCCUUACUGUCCCCUUUGGCCCUCUGCAGCACUGUCAGGCUGAGGCUCGCCGUGUCCAGCUCGGCAGGGUCGGCCUCGAAGCUGAAGGUCUCGCUGUACACAGGGUUGGCGGAGCCCAGCACAGCCGAAGUCUUCUUGCACUUGACAAACUUGUUGUGGUUCAUCAGAGACACCUUGACAAGCACACCUGGGGGGCAGUGCAGACCGCGGGCUAGGAGGGGCGAGCAGGGGCCCAACCUCCAGCCUGUGGGAGGUCCGGCUGGGAGGGCACAUGCCCCGCCUGGGCGCCAGGACCCCAUUACUCACAGCUGCUGCAGCCAAAGGGCGUUACAAGAGGAAACGGGGUUGAUUACGGGGUUGAUUAGUGUACUGCCUGCAGCCGAGGAAACGCUCGGCUCCCUUCCUCUUCUCUCCUCUCUGUCUCCUGAACGCACCCACGGCUGGGCUGGCCUUUGUUCCUGGAACCUGGCACCACACUCCCAUCCCUCCCCACAGGGGGCAGGUCCUGCCUGCUGGGUGCUCGGGCCUCCUGGGGCCCCUAAACACCUUCUCCUUCAGAGGCCAAGUUUUUUUGGGGGCGGCUUAGAUGGGUUUUGGAUCCGCAGUGGAGGGUUGAAUGCCAGCUUGCUUAUAGUGGGCCAGAGGCAGAGACGCAUGGGGGCAGACACUGUGCAGCUGGGGGGUUGACAGUGGGGCGGGACAUGAGGGGUGAGCCCAAGCAGGGCUCCUGUGUCCCCAGCUCCCAGGCUCCAGUUGAGUGACCAGCUCUGCACGCAGGGGUGCCCCCGCCACCCCCAGCUCCCGGGGCAGGGGGGCUCAGGGCCUCUUCCUGGAGGAACUGGAACCUUCGCAGAAGGGCAGGGGCGGAGUCAGGCAGCGCAGCAAGGAGCCAAGACACCGCUUUGCGAAAAGGGAGGGGCAAACUUGGUCUCAGGUGUCUUAGGGGUCUUGAUGGAGGCCAAGGAGAUGCAGCCCUGGGAUUCACAUAAGGAAGCAGCUUCUCACGCCACAGCCGUGCAGAGCGGGAGGGCGUGGCUCGGGAGGCGUGGCUCGGGAGGCAGUGAUGCUCCUGGCAGCAUAUGCGAGCAGGAGCUGGACGGCGGGGGUGAGGGUCCUAAGCUCACGGGGUGGGCCCUGCCCCAGGGCGAAGGCUUACUGACAAAGCUCGUGUCAUCCUGGAGGAGUUGGAGGCCCUUGGCUCGCAGCACGAUCACCGUGAGGCGGUUCAGGCAGUCGUUGUAGCUGAGGCAGAACUGGAGGUCGCCAAACUUGGAGGGAGGCUGGAGAGGCCGAGAGGAAAGCACCCCUGUCACCCUGGUAGGUACUGGAGGCCCCCAUGCCCUCCUCCUUCCUCCCAGCAGGCAGGCCCUGGGUACUCCGUGACAUAGCCACACACUCUCCUGGAAGCCCACCCACCAUUUUACAGAUGGGGAAACUGAGGUCUGGGGAGUUGAAGGGGCACGCUGAAGAUCACACAGUAGUAAGGACCAGAGCUGAGGAUUCAAACCCAGGUCUGGGGUAUUCCAAGGCCUAUUCUGAGCCACCCGGACCCUCACUGGGGGUUGGGGGAAGGGUAGGUAGUUUCCUUGGCUGGUCCGUUUGGGGUGUCAUCUUUCACAGCUGUCUGAUCUGGAUAGGAAUCGAAAUGUGGAUUUUUCAGGAUGCUCCAGGUAAUCUGACCUCCAGGGCAAAAGAGGCUCAGGCACCCCUCCCUGCCCAGGCCCCACACACCCUCCUUGUCCCACGCAGCUCCGGCCCAGGCCCACCAUGCUGAGUCAUGCUUGUAGGGGUGGUGGGCAGUAUAAUGAGGGCUGACACUGGCCAGCAGGUGCUGGGCCACACCUGCUGGCUGUCCACGGUAGUCUGACACAUGGUGGCAUAUGUCUGGUGACCCUGACCUUUACCUCCAGGCUCUCAGCCUCCAGGUCUCUCCAGAUGAGCCGACAGUCGCCCGCCAGGGUCUCCGUCUUCAGGGGGAACAGCACCUGGCCCAGGAGCUGGUGCUUCCUCUGCCUGUCCACGUGGUACACCGAGAACCUCAGCACCCUCUGGGUGAUACUCUUGCUGGGCACCUGAGGGAGAUGAGGGCCCAGCUGGGCUCAGGUGUGGAGUCAGGGGAUGGGAUGGCGUGGUAUGUUCUGGAUACAGGAUCCUUCCAUGAGGGGUGUGUCAACCAGGGACCUGUGCACCCCAAACCCAGGCAUCCUCAGGGGACCCUUUGCUGCCGUUGGGCCAGUAUCCCGGGGAGGUGGCAGGGUGUGCCAGAGCCUUGCCACGCUGAGUGUGCUCCAAGGACCAGCAGUACACACCACCCCCUGGACCUCAGAAGUGCAGGACCUUAGGCUCCACCCAGACCCAUGAAGCAGAAUCUACAUUUAACAGGGCAUCCAAUGAUUUGCCUACACAUAAAAGUGUAAGAGGCUCCCGCACUGGAGCCCAGGGAACCCGCCUGUCUCUGCUACCUGAGUUGGGCACCUGAACAGCCCUCUCCCUGAGACUCAGUCUCCUCACCUGUAAAACGGGAUAAUGUUUCUUACUCUCUGGGUUAUAAAACCACGAAUGGCAGAUGGUUAAUUAAUAGUGAUUUUCUUUUCUUCUUCUCCUUCCCCUUCCCCCCGUAAAGCACAGAGAGGCCAGGAGCAAGUCGGUGCAGGGACAGGGCAGGGAAGUGAUGGGUGUAACUACGCAAGCGUGACGUGCGGCUGAUCCAAGCCUCCCCACCUUGGAUCUGGAUGUCCUAAGAGGAGCAGGUUCACCUGUGAAUUCUCACAGCCUCGGCACCAGCAGGACAGCCAGGGGCUGGGCCGUGUGCCACCCCUCUUCUCAGUGCUCAGCCCCGGAAGAAGGCAGGAAUCACACUCUUCCCAGAUGCAGACUGGCCUCUCCUUACCUUGCCAACCAGCCUGCUGCCCUGCUCUUAAAAAUGUUUGUCCGGGGCCUCUCGGCAGCUCUUGGCUGCUGGCUUCCCGUAAGGGCCCCAGUCACCUGCUGAGGCUCCCAGGCCGCCGUGAGCUUGGCUCAGUGCCCCGGCAGCCUCAGCACCUCCAGACCCUGAGCUCAUCCGCCCACCAUGCUGCCAAGGCACCACCUGUCGCAAGAUGGCUCUCAGGUCCUGCUCUGGCUUCUGACGGGACGGAUGCUCUGCAGACUGAGGCCCAGCUCCGACCCCUGCUCCCGGGAGCUUUCGCGGAUUUCAGGACCGAGUCUCCACGCCCUGUCCGGCCCCGGCGCUGCGGUCUGAUGGCGGGGGAGCGCAGGGCAGCGCCCAGGUUUACAGCCAUGAGGCUUUCGGGAUCUUAGUUCCGCGACCAGGGAUCCAACACGUGUCACCUGCAGUGGAAGCGAGGAGUCCUAACCACCCCUGUCACUAUUUCUAUAGUGAUUACUGUCAGACUGCAGGGGCUACGCCAAUGGAGGCUGGUGAACGCAACCUUGACGGAGAGGCUGGAGUAAAGGCCCUCCUUGUCCGCAGCCUGCUCUCACCCAGCGUGCAACCCCGUAGAGGAUGAGCACUCUCCCAGGGCCCGCAGGGCGUCCCUGCAGAGAGCUCUUGUGGGAGCGUCUUAGACUUCGAAGCAUCUGCAGCCAUGAGAUCCAGCCGCCCUGAGCGGGGUGCCCAGGAACCCCUCAGUCCCUGCCCUCAGCCCCUGUCCUGGAGCUCCUCCAGCCUGCUGGGCGCAGGCCGGGGGCAGAGCGCCAGCAGCACCGUAUGGCAGGCCCAGCCGGGCGAGGCCAGCACGGGUGCCCAGGUCCCGGAGGAGGACGGGCACCAGGCUGAGAGUGAGGGGCGGGCACGUGCCUCCAGCCCCCGGCCACAGCCCGGGGCCGUGGGUCACUGGCAGAGCAGCACUGUGGGCGGUGGUGAGCUGUGCUGCCUACGGGACCCCAGCACCGCCGCUGUGCAGAGAAGCCACUCGGACCUGGUCUGCAGCACCCAGAUCUGGGGCCACAGCAGUGCCCGGAAGGCCAGCCUCAGCUGCUCGGCCCUGGGCAGCUCGCCUGUCCAUAGAGCUCAGCUGCAGCCCAGCAGCACUUCUGGCCGGGGUGGCCAAGCCCCUGCAGGCCUGGAAAGGGACCUGGCUCUGGAGGAUGAGACUUCAAACUCAGCCUGGACACUGGACGAGAGUCAGGUGUGGGUGCCGCCACCUGACCUGGGGGGCACAAUGACCCACAGCAGCAGCCUCAAAGCCACUGGGCAGUCGACCACCACCUCCUGCCACGCUCUGCCCCCAGCAGCGCUACUCUGUGGUGUGAGGGAGGUGGGGGCCAGCAGCUGCGGCCAUGGCCUGCCUGCCCCAGGGAUCCUGGCCUUUCCUAAACUAGCGGCAUCACUGAGUGAAUCUGGGCUGCAGGCUCAGCACGGGGUGAAAUUCCAGUGUAGGUUGUCUUCGGGGCUUCCUGGGCAUUCCCACUGCUGUGCGUACCCUUGGGGUCCCACCGGGUUAGCUAUGGAGGCUGGCGCCAGGACCAAGGAUAUGUGGACCAUGACCUCAGCAAGUGACUUGGCCCCCAUCUUGGCAUCACCUCUGUCAGCCCAGGAUGCUGGUGUGCAAGCGGCCCCCAAGGCAGUCUGCAAAGCUGUGGCCACCAGCCCGCCUCUGGAGGCCCCUGUGGCCCUGCACACAUUCUCGGAGGUAACUCUGGGGUCCAGCCUGGAGGAGGUGCCAUCCCCUGUGCGGGACGUGCGAUGGGAUGCUGAGGGCAUGACAUGGGAGGUGUAUGGAGCUGCAGUGGACCCUGAGGUACUCGGCCUGGCCAUCCAGAAGCACCUGGAGAUGCAGUUUGAGCAGCUGCAGCGGGCCCCUGCCAGCGAGAACAGCCUGUCUGCGGAGAGCCGGAGGGGGCCACUUCGAGCUGUUAUGCAGUCCCUGCAGUGCCCCAGCUGCUGCGGCUGCUCCAGUGCAGUCGCUGAGUAAGGAGCCGCAGUCCCAGGAGCUGCCCUGGGCCCAUGGACUCAGCCCCAGGGACAGUAGGGGCCCUGUGCCCUUUGGACCCACUGGCACCCAUGGACGUGUCUCUGUUCUUGGCUGUCUGCAGACCGCAGGACUGCAGCCUGGGGGCUUCCUGCCCCCUGCAGCUGGGCUAGUUUUUAAGGGCUUGAUUUCCAAGAGCCACAUCUGCACAUCCGGCUCUGAACUCUGGUACAGUUUCAACACUGUGCAUAACGGGGAUCCUGACUUUUCUGUCAAAACCCUCGACCUUCUGUUCAGUCUCUCCUCAGAACUCUGCCAUGAUUUCCCCAGGCCUCUUGAUGGCUUUAUUUUCACAGCAGUGCUGAGAUGCAACGAAUUCCUGCCAUGAGACGUGGGGCCCCAAGUGGCAAGGACUGUCUGAGUCUUUAGGGGAGGGAACUGACAGUGUGGAGGCCUCCCGUGUGCCACAGCCUGUACUCAUCCCCUUACUCUGUGGAGUCUUUACCUCUUCACUCUGUUUUAUAGACGCAACCACAGACACUGGCAUGGCUGUAACUGCCAUGCCCUGGGUUGGACAGCUCGAGGUGGUGGGAUGAGAGCAGAGCUGAGGCUGGCUGAAGCCUGCAGUGUUUUCCUGCAGCACGUGGCUGGCAGUGCAGGGCAGUUGUGAACAAGAAGAAUUUAUUGAGCCCAUGUUCCAUGCCAGGUUCUGUGAAUUCCUUGGGAAAGAAGCUGCCCGUGCCCUUGCUGAGCUCACAGUGUGUAGGAUGGGGGGCUCUGAGCAUUACAGAGGACUGCAGGGUACUUCUAAGAGCCAGCCUCCCAGUAGGUCAUGUGUCAGCACUGGCCUCAGGAGGGAGAGAGCGGGUGGCCACCUGUCCCAAAAUAUGUUGCAGUGCCUGAAAUUGUACCAUUUUCACCUUGCUCCUUUGGCUUAAGGACUUAUUCUCAGCUGGUGCAGUUCUUCAAAGGAGGGGGGCAGGAAUGGGUGGGAAAAGGGAAGGAGCCUGGGGUGGGGUCUCCCACCUAGCGGGAAAUGGCAGGAGCUGUGAGGCCAUGGGGGUCAGGGCGCCAUGGGGGUGGGGAGCUCAGGACACUGGCACUUAGCACAGCCUGACUUCAUUGACAAAGGAGCUCUCAAGACCUGUGGAGGAUAAGGGUGAGUUUGUGUCCUUGUCCUGGGGCUUAGUGUUGGGGAUUCCAAGCUCCUGGGACAGAAUCCACCAGCACCGCCUUGUGAGGAAGCCAAAGAUUAGUGCCCUGCCUAGAGUCACCUGGCGUGGGAAGGUGGAGUCAGGGCCCACAUGCAGCCCUGCCCAUGGCCUGGCCCUGUUCCUGGGCCCCCUUCUCCUGGUGUGCAGGAGGGGACUUGACCUUACUCCCCUUUUAAAAUGUGAUCAAGCAGGUUCUCAUGCAGUCAUAAGGCUCUUGGCACCGUGCAGCCCGGGGGCCUGGGCCUGUCCAUCCCGACGCCUGUGGUUCAGGGCAAGCAUGUCAUGCUCUGGGGAGUGACAUGUGGGUACCAGUGUGCCCUCAUCUCUGGCCCUGCAUGGGGACGCCAGGAGCCCCAGCUGUGAGGACACGGGGGGAGGAGUGAUGAACUGGGGUAGGAAGGCAUCUUCACACAGGGCCAGAGCUGAGCAGGGUCUUGAUGAUAUAGCAGGGCUGGACUGGUGGGUAAGCAGGGAAGGGUAUACCAGGCAGAGAGAACGGCCUGGCCAGAAGCUUGGAGGUGGCUGUCUUGCCCAGGCUGCGGUGAAUCACUGUGGUGCAGGCUGUGUUGGGGUGUUUGUUGUGUUGGGAGGCUGGCAAGGGGGUCCUAGUUGUGAGGCUCCUGGUGUGACUGAGGAAAGGGACUUUACAGGGGCUGUGGAAGCAGGGGUGGACACAGACUUCAUUACAGCAAUGUCCCUUUGGCUGCCAUGACAGGAGAUUCGAGUGGAACAGGUGGGAGGGAGGAAUGGGACUGGGGAAUGGGAACCAAGGAGCGGCCUGUUAGGGGGAGAUGGAGAGGGCAGCUAGGGCUGGGUGUGCACACACACACACACACACACACACACACACACAGACAGCGUGUGAUGGAUUUGGGAAGGAGGAGGAAUUCCAGGAAGCUGAGGCUUCCAGUCUGAGUAAAAGGAGGUGAGGCUACCACCUGGGACAAGGAGAGGCAGGUGGAGGUUGGGGAGGGACAGGUGAAAGGCUGCACGCCACAGGGCUUGGCUGAGACCAGUGACACCCUUCAUGAAGAGACUUUCUCCUCUGUCCUAUGCAAACCGUCAUGAGUUCAUUCUCCGUUUGCCACCUCUAGGCUGCACCUGGUAUGUCAAGAUGGCAGGCUGGGCUGUGCCCUGAAUGGGGAGGGCUAGCCAGCCACCCACCUCAUCGCGACCCAGAUAAAGGUUUGCAGGGUGGCGCUGGAAUCCAGCCUGGCCUGUGUCCGAGCUGGGGGCUGUGCAUGGCUGGGGCCCCCAGAACACCCUCCUAGGUAAGCUUGCCGCCCCAGACCAGCGGAAAUGGUGUCCUUGGCCUCACUAGCCCCAGCUGCACAGCCUCUGCGGACAAGUCUCCUUGGAGCAGCUGCAGCUUAAUUUUCGAAUUCAACCUGGAGACCCAACCCUCCCACCCCCUUCCUGCUGUGGCCUUUCCCUGGCUGGGCCUAACUGGCAGUGGUUUAGGGUCCCAGGACAUGGCCACCAGCUUCAUUUACAGAUCUCCUCCUCUCAGACUCCAGAUUUCUGACCAGACUUUCUGGGACCCCUUCAGACCUGGCUCUGGAAGGUGGUAGAUUUCAUUAUGUGUAUGUCUGUUUUGUUUUGAACUUGAAAUAAAGUAACGGAGAUCACAGCUUUGUCAGGGAAGGGUCCAGUUGGUCCUGGCUGGUCUUGUUUGUUUUGUUUUGUUCUGGUAGAUUCUGUCCUUUGGAGCAUUCCUCAGAUUCCUAGAGCUCCCUGCUCAGGCAGGAAUCACCUCUUCUCCAGGGAUCUCCCUUCCGUCCACCAGCUCUCCUUCCUGGCAACCUGGGGCCCCAGUAGCUGAAGCCUGGCUCCCUGCAACUUGUCACCUGUGGGCCUGGCCGGGACACAGGGCAUGCAUCUCCUCUCCAAGUCCAAAGCUGCCAUCACCGUCACAGGGAUCACCGGCCUACCUGGGGGAAAAGCUGUUCCUGCCAGAGUGUAGGCUACUGCUGGGCUGAGGGCACAGUGUGGGGGAGGGUGCAAAAGCAGAAAAUGGCCCUGACCCACUGUGACAUCAC